UACAUAUAUAUUUGAGGAAACACACACUCUCGGAUUUCUACCGCAAGUGACAAAAGAAUGGAGCGGAAACAAAGAGGGAAGGAUAAGUGUGAACGAAUGAAUAAAAUAGCAGCUUGUUUCUCAGCUCAUUCUUUCUCCCGCUCUCCCGGGACAAUUGGAGGGGGGCAGAAUUGGUGGCGAACAACAAGCAUCCCUGAAUUCUCAUUGGCUCCCUCUCCUCCCAAUGUGACCUGUUAAAUCCAUCCAUUACUGCUCUGUAGCUCGCCCCCCCUCCUCUCCUCGCUCUCUCUCCGCUGCCUCUGCCUCUGCCUGGUGUGUGUGUGUGUGUGUGUGUGUGUGUGUGGAGGGAAAGCGGAUUAACGCACACGCCGAGCCAUGUGGGCUGAGGCGCUCACCUACACGAGACCGAGAGACGGGGAAUGCUCAUUCUGCCGCAACAGUCCAGUUUGACGGAUUCGGCACAUUUCAGGAAGUGAAGAUCUGUUGGUUUAUAUCCAUUGAACUUUUUGUGGGGUUGUAUUUUAUUUUAUUUUUUGCAUCCUCGGACAGAUGAGUUAUUAGGCUCGCUGGCUUUUGUUUUUUGUUGUGAACGGGAAUUGCACCAUGCAGCCCCUGUCAGUACGCAGAGCUAUUCUGAUUGGCUGAUCUUUGUGGUACAAAAACAGCAGGAUUGGUCCUGUGUUGGCUCCUUGGUUUGGGAUGUUGUUGAUGUUGUUGUUCAGCUUUGAUUUAAUUUGAGAGUCCUUCCAUAUUUAUUUGUUGUUUUUAAUCAUUCUGAGGAUCUCUUUUUUUUUUCUUACCGAAUUUGAGUACUUCACUCACUGUAUUUAUUACCGGGAUCCAGAUUUAAGUCUCAGAGACAGUUUUUUAAAUUUAUUUUUAUCUUAACAUCCACACCAAAACGGCAGACCCCACAAUGCCGAGCCGUGAGUCGCACAUCAUUAAAAGGGGCAAGAAGCAGUCACGCAGGCGAGCCGAGAAGGAAACGACUCCGAAGGGCUCUUUGUUUACAGCGGCUCUUGGUUUAAAUGUCAGCCCCGACUCCCCUGCUUCCACCUUCUGGCGACCAAUCAGAUCUUUUGCCCUUUCGCAGCUCACAUCGCUGGUGCGGCGGGCCACGCUGAGGGAGAGCGACUUGGCGCCCAAUUACGAGAAGGUCCACAACUUCAAGGUUCAUACAUUCAGGGGACCACACUGGUGCGAGUACUGUGCCAACUUCAUGUGGGGUCUCAUCGCUCAAGGAGUCAAGUGUGCAGACUGUGGGUUGAACGUCCACAAGCAGUGCUCCAAAGUCGUGCCCAACGACUGCCAGCCGGACCUGCGGCACGUCAAGAAGGUGUACAGCUGCGACCUGACCACGCUGGUCCGAGCCCACAACACCAAGAGACCCAUGGUGGUGGAUAUGUGCAUACAGGAAAUCGAGGCUAGAGGUCUGCAGUCAGAGGGUUUGUACAGAAUAUCGGGCUUCAGUGAGCUGAUUGAAGAUGUGAAGCUGGCCUUUGACAGAGACGGAGAAAAGGCCGACAUUUCCUCAAGUGCUUACGAGGACAUCAACAUCAUCACUGGGGCCCUCAAACUGUACUUCAGAGAGCUGCCUAUCCCCCUCAUCACAUAUGACGCCUACCCACGCUUCAUAGACACCGCAAAGAUCACAGACCCCGAAAAACGUCUGGAGUCUCUCCACGAGGCCUUGAAGCUGCUGCCGCCAGCUCACUGCGAAGCACUGCGAUACCUCAUGGCUCACCUCAAGAGGGUGACCCAGUGCGAGAAGGACAACCUCAUGUCCAGCGAGAACCUGGGCAUCGUCUUCGGGCCGACACUUAUGAGGGCGCCCGACCUGGACGCCAUGACGGCGCUGAAUGACAUCCGAUAUCAGAGACUGGUGGUGGAAGCGCUCAUUACCAACGAAGACGUGCUGUUCUGAGCGGAAAAGCGAAGGAAACGAUUCUUCUCCUGAGGAGAGGAAGGACGGAGGGAUCGUGGAAGAUGCUCAAGACAGUACGCAUUGUGAAAAGAUGGAGAAAACCCUGUUGACUUUUGACGAGGACAUGAAGGAGAAACUUGAAAGAUUGGAGAGAAUAAUAGGACACGUCUGUGUGGAUAAAAGGAGCAAUGAAGGAGGAACAAAAAAAAGAAACUGUGGAGAUGGAAGGACGCAGUGUUUCCCUACAUAUUUUUAUGAAGUCAAAGUUAAUACACAAACUUGAAGCUUUCAAAAUGUUAUUACUAUACCGGGAAGGACAUUUUCCAGCCUUACUCGACAGAGAAAAAGACUUAUUAUGUUUUCUUUAUGAUCUGGGAGAAAAGAGAAAAGUGGCAUUUUUACCAACAGUACUUUGUUUCUGUUGGGGAAACACUGCGAUCCAUCUUCAUGUUCAUAUCUUCUCUUUCUUAAACGGAUGCCUUGGUAUUUUCCUUUUUUAUAGUUAGUUCUGUUAGGCUGUUUGGGGAGAAAGAAAAUCAUGGUGAAGAUCAAUCCAUGGUGUCCGUGAAGUCCUCCCUGAGAGUAGAAGGAGAUGAAGCACUGAUGUCAUUACAGUAGACAGCUGCCUGAAUGAAUGAGUGACUUGGACCUAUUGUGUUUUCGUUCCCUUUUCCAAACUUUUUUUCGUAACUUUACACCUCCCGCAUGUGCUCCAUUGACUGAUGUGUAAUUAUACAGUAAGCCUACACUAACAUGGUUGCUGUUUUUAGUUGCUAACAUAGAAAAUGCCCACUAAACCCUUUUUUCAUGUCAUAUUAUAAGCUUUGUUUAAGAAAUGUUUUUCCAGAUUUGUUCCCUGUGUAAUUACACUCAGUAUUGGAGCUGUGAAUUGAAUGAUAACGUAUUUUUCAAGUGUUUCUGAACCAAUCCCAUGUGAUCCCACUUCUCCACCUGACUGCUUUGUCUCGCCGAAGGUGAAAACCAUUCCAAAAAUGACACCGCCAUGCAGAGAGGGAGACACGAUGCAAGUGACUUGAAACGUAUAUGUGAAACAGUGCAUUGUGUUGUUUUUGCUUAGGUUCGUCUUUUAUUGUUUUUUAUAAAGCAGUAUUGUACUCAGUCAGUGUUAUAAAGCAAAGUGUGCGAUUUUUAACAGAUUGAAACACACGAAUAAUAAAUUCCAACGCAUCUUCUCUCUUUGGCCUGAGUCGGAUUUAAUUGUAAAAGCCACAAAGUGUGGGAUGCUCUGGUGCUGACGGUGGUGGUUUUUGAAUGCCGGAGUAUUUGAAAAGCUAAAAUGGUGUCUCAUCCCAAAGAUGUUCGAUAAAACAAAAGCCACUUGUGUUAAUUACUCGGCUUGUAAGUGGUGUUUGGCACUUCCCUGCCUCACCAGUUGACAGUGAGGUCACAUUGUGACUCCACCGAAAUAUCCAGCACCAACCAUUAAACAACGGCCUGUGAAAGAAAGCCAGUUGGAUUUGAUUUAGUUGAUCCAUUUUUUAAUUGUUAACUUCUGCCUUCUACAGACGGUGAGAUUUUCCUUUGCAAUCAAAUGCUAUACAGAUGACAAGAGUCUUAUACGGAUGUUACUCAUAUGUGCUAUGACAGUGUAUUUGUUUUUUUAAAUUAGUGCCAUUUGUAAAGGUGGAGGUGUAGAGUGGAUGCCUUCUACACUCAACUAACACCGCUAAACAGCCUCUUCAUAUUUAUUUCUACCCCCAUUUCUGUCGGGGGUCACUGACUUAUCUAUUCCUAAUGCGUUUAAUUUGCAAAGCAGCGUGGAUGAAACAUGCUCCAAGAUCCACAGUUACAGUCGUGAAGAAUCAAGGGCACCAGUGCUGCUUUGGCUGUAAUAUAAGAAGACAUCAGCAUUUUCCCAGCGAAUAGUGGCAAUGUUUCUGUCUUUCACACGUUCUUCAUUUUUUACCGCCGUGUCUGACUUUCUGUUGUUCAUUCCUCCCAGGGUGACGUGUAACCCUGCUGAUUUAACCAUGUACUAACUACCAUCACACUAAUCCAAGUACAACUUAUGAGCCUUCGGUGAUCUGUGACGCUUGCUUUUUUGGGGGGGCAUCAUGAAAUGUGUUCUUUUUGUCUUUCUUUUUUUAUUGUCAUUGAUGUAAAGAAAUUUCUAUAUGGUUUAUGCAUGGUGGAAUUAAAUUAUUAAGUAUG
Molecule: messenger RNA, 4096 nt
Organism: Scophthalmus maximus (turbot)
Lineage: Eukaryota; Metazoa; Chordata; Actinopteri; Pleuronectiformes; Scophthalmidae
Product: N-chimaerin
Exons: 8
Coding region: 917-1924 (335 amino acids)
Biological process (GO): signal transduction; positive regulation of GTPase activity; regulation of small GTPase mediated signal transduction
Molecular function (GO): GTPase activator activity
Source: RefSeq, a predicted model, not a curated record